Molecule: messenger RNA, 2067 nt
Organism: Lottia gigantea (owl limpet)
Lineage: Eukaryota; Metazoa; Mollusca; Gastropoda; Lottiidae
Exons: 3
Coding region: 1-1548 (515 amino acids)
Biological process (GO): transmembrane transport
Cellular component (GO): membrane
Source: RefSeq, a predicted model, not a curated record
AUGGCGGCUCAGUUAGUAGCAGAGAUUAACCAGACCUAUCAGCAUGAGGUAGACAAUCCAAUAACGUUUGGAAGCAAACAUCUGGAAGGAGACGUGUGCGCACAGUCUGGGAACGGGUCUGUGCCUGGGAUAGAGCUGGAUUAUACUCUUGCGGAUACAACGAAAGUAGUAUGCGGAAGUCUUUCCUUCUUGCUGAUCCUUCCAUUCGUACUUUUCCAAAUUCGGAAGUUUCCAAUUGGAACGACGACUGCUGUCCUUACCGGAGCGUGUUUGAUGGUUAUCUCCAAUGUCCUUUCGCAGAAAGGUGUGUACCACUUGCUCGGAGAAACGGAAAAUUUGCGGACAAUUUUUCUUCUGCUGGGUAUGAUGAUCUUGUCCCAGUUUUUUGAAAGAGAGAAAAUGAUUGGAAAGAUUCUAAAGUUGUUACUGAAAGAGGAUCAUUCGUUCACGAAUUAUGUUUGGAGAGUGAAUCUCGUAACCUUCAUUUUCUCAGCUUUGUUCACCAACGAUGCAGCUUGUGUCGUUUUGACACCCAUCUUUUUGAAUUACUGGACCAAACAGAAUCGCAGACAAGCUGAAUUGCAGACAUUACUGUUGGCCAUCGCAACGUCAUCUAACAUCGGUAGCGUCACAACCAUAUUUGGCAAUCCACAGAUGGCUCUGAUAGCGUCAAGAACAGAUAAUCCACUUUAUCGAGAGUCCACGUUGACACUUGUCCGUUCAUUGAUUUACCUUGGAAUCCCGGCAAUCAUCGCUUUUUUCAUUAAUUGGGGAUUUUUGAUUCUUCACUACCGUGUUCGAGAUCGUCUGAAGGUAAAAAAAUAUGGUGCUUCUGGUGUGAAACCGAAAAAGGCUAAAAAGAACGUCCAGUUGGAUUUGAACUAUAUUGAGGUCUCUCGAGAUCAGGAGAUGGAGAAUCCGGCCUAUUCUUACAGUCAGAGUCAUUCCCGUCCGUUUAAAAUCAUCCUGAUCAUCGUCAUUGUCCUCGUGAUCACACUGAUGUUCAUCAAAGUUGGCGACGUCUCUUUUGACAUUGCAACGAUCUGUCUGGUAGUGGAUGCUGCUAUGAAUAAACGUAACGCUUCGGUAAUCAUGGGCCGUGUAGAUUGGGGAGUAAUCAUGAUGUUUUUUGGUAUUUUUGUCUGGUUACACGGGAUCAAUACCACCAGAAUCCCUCGAUGGAUCUGGAAGCAGAUGGGGCUGGCCAACGCCGAUAUGAACGACACUGGAACGAUUGUCAUCUUAUGCGUCUUUGUCAUCUUCUGUUCCAACAUCUUCAGCAACGUUCCUUUGACGAUAAUUGUCUUGGAUCAGUUGGAACCUUGUACCAAUCAGUUUGCUCUGGUGCUCUAUUUAGGAUGGUGCUCCACCAUCGCUGGAAAUCUCACCUUAUUCGGCAGUGUAGCCAAUCUUUUGGUGGCCCAGAAAGCGAAAGAGACUUUGGACGAACCCCUGACGUUUAUGGGUUAUUUGAAAUAUGGUUUCUGUACCACAAUGUUAAUCGUAGUUAUUGGAAUACCCAUUAUUUAUGCACUGUUACUGAUCUAAAAACAUUGAUGAUAGGUUGAAAAUAGGGAAUAUGGGGUUAAAACUUGAUGGGUGGGUAUGUCGACGAAUAGGAUUUAAACCUUGCAAGGGUGUGAGGGUGUGUGUGUGUGGCCCGCACCGAUGGAUAUUUAGAGGUUUAGUUUGAAAGGCUUUCCCUGGGCAAGGUUGGUUAAAAGAGUGAAGCCUAGUAUAAGGGGGUGAGAGCCGCCACCAGGCAGACUCUCGGAAUCACUGGUAAAGGAAUCAGAAUUGUUCUUACCUCGAACCCACGGCAAAUAAUCACCUAUCAAUCCAACUCGCUACCGACUGAGCUAUUCAAUAGAUUAUGGUGGGGGUAUAUGGAGUGUAAAGAUUGUAACUUUGUACUAAUGACUUUUAAGUUUUAAGUUCUAAAAUAUGAAUGAAAAAGAAAAUGAAAUUGAUGGGGAUAGGUAAGGGAGGGGAGUGUAAAUAUUCAUUUAAAAAAACACUAUAUCAUAAUAUAUUUUAUCAUAUAAAGUAUAUAUUUUUUUACUUCAU